AUGGUGCUGCAACUGAUUCUGCGAUACCUGGCCAACAACGAGCAGCUGAUCCAGCGGUUGGCCGACUCGUACCCGCUGCGCAGGGCCGCCCAGAUGGUGCUGAGCGCGUACUAUCGCAGUCGCUCCAUUGCCGAGCAGCAGAAGCUGAUCGGAAUGUCGCCGGAGCGGUUGCAGCAGGCGUUGCGCAGCUUCAAGUCGAACGUGCAGAAGGAGAUCGAAAAUGCGAAGAAUGAUUUGGGCAAGAAAAAGUGAAGUGAGCGCGCGUUCCAGCGCGGAUGCGCAUACUAGAGACAAGCGAAGAUAAAGGGUGUGGGUGUGUAAACUGUGCCGUGCUUCAAUGUAAUUAAAAUUUAUUUUUAUUUGUCGAAAA
Anopheles coluzzii is the source of this 370-nucleotide messenger RNA. RefSeq names its product protein NCBP2AS2 homolog. Bases 1 to 252 code for a protein of 83 amino acids. Lineage: Eukaryota; Metazoa; Arthropoda; Insecta; Diptera; Culicidae. The transcript has a single exon. The record is from RefSeq and is a predicted model, not a curated record.